AUGGCGUUGGCUAGGACCUGCAGUCAAAUCAAGUCCGAAUACCUCGAAUUCAUCUAUCACAAAUACACCUUAUAUUUCGACUGCAGCUGUGAAUUGAAUAAGCGCUUGAAAGGCAACUCAACCUUGCGUGCCAGUCUUCGCUCAAUCAAGGUCCAUUGGACAGGCCCGGUGUCGGACAAAGCCUUCAGCCGUCUCGCCAAGUGCAAGGAGUUAAGACAUCUUGACAUAGCCAUCUCCAAGUCAACCACCAAUUUUGAGACUCCUAGGGAGAAGGAGAUGCGGCGUUACUUUCAUUCGAUGAAGCCAGCUCGACUUGCGGACGCUCUGGGAAUCGAGGAACUGCUCAGUAUUCGAGGCCUUACGUCGGUUUGUGUCUCCCACGUGAACGGUAGACAGAGCACAAAGCGCACGGAUGAAGAGCGGGCAAAUCUCCAGGGGCUACUCAUUUUCAAACUCCGCGUCCCCGAGCUCGACUAG
This is a messenger RNA of Neurospora tetrasperma FGSC 2508, 477 nucleotides long. RefSeq lists its product as uncharacterized. The coding region runs from base 1 to 477 and encodes 158 amino acids. The transcript has a single exon. Lineage: Eukaryota; Fungi; Ascomycota; Sordariomycetes; Sordariales; Sordariaceae. The record is from RefSeq and is a predicted model, not a curated record.